UGUAUUACACAGGGUUACCCUCAUCAAACAUUUUCAAGCACAUUUUAAAUUUUGUUCUUGAGCGAAACCCUCAGCUUCUCAAACAUGAUACUAAACAGAUCACCAGUGCCGAAGAACAAUUCUUCAUGGUCUUGGUGCGCUUGCGCACUGGCAUGGCAUCAUUUGAGAUAGCCAGAAACUUUGAGAUCUCUAUGCCGAGUUUCAGCAGAAUUUUUUCUCGGUGGGUGCUCAUACUAGAGAAAGAACUUCAUGCACUGACAGCUUUUCCGACACUCGCUGAAGUGCAGCAAAACAUGCCACAUCAUUUCAGGCAGCACCCCAACACUCGCAUUGUCCUCGACACUACGGAAGUACGAAUUCAGAAGCCCUCAGGCCUUAAUGCCCAAAGACAGACCUUCUCAUCCUACAAGUAUGCAAACACCAUGAAGUGUCUUGUAGGUGCCACACCAGACUGCUACAUUUCCUACGUUUCAAAAUUGUAUGGUGGAGGGACUAGUGACAGGGCAAUUGUUCAGCAGUCAGGUGUCCUUGAUAUCUUGGAGCCAUGGGAUGCUGUAAUGGUGGACAAGGGCUUUAAGAUUGAGGAUUUGCUGCCCUUAGGUGUGUCUCGCCACAUGCCGCCAUUCAGGAUUGCUGGCGAGCCUCAGAUGAGCCAACAAGAUGUGGAGGAAACAAAGAGAGUGGCAAGUGCCCGGGUGCAUAUUGAAAGAGUCAUUCGCAGAAUUAAGGAGUUCCAUAUCCUCGACAGACCAUUUCCAAUCAAUAUGAUUGAUUUAGCCGACGCUGUUUUCAAAACAUGCGCAUACCUAUGCAACUUCAGGGGAGCCCUCAUUCGAAAGAACCUACAAAAUGAAAUGUCAGAUUCCGAGUAG
This is a messenger RNA of Rhipicephalus sanguineus (brown dog tick), 872 nucleotides long. RefSeq lists its product as uncharacterized. The transcript has a single exon. Lineage: Eukaryota; Metazoa; Arthropoda; Arachnida; Ixodida; Ixodidae. The coding region runs from base 126 to 872 and encodes 248 amino acids. The record is from RefSeq and is a predicted model, not a curated record.